CGAAACCGAAUGAGGAAGUCACCUUUGGAGGUAGGAACACACACCGGCUGUACCUGGCAGUCGCGCGGAGGAGACGCACCUAGCAGCAGGGUUAUGGAGACAAGUGACUUCCAGCCUCAGAUCAACCACAACGGACUGAAGAGGACUACAGGGCUCCACAGAAAUGGUUUUCACAGCAAGGCAGAGAUGAAUGGCCUCGGGAACGGCGUCGCCUGCAGGCAGCACCGGCAGGAAUCCUUUGAACAGGCUCCCAUGUAUGUGGCCAUCAUGACUUACGUGGGCUAUGGCAUCGUCACCCUGUUUGGCUACUUCAGGGACUUCCUCCGAGCCGUGGGCUUAGAGAAGUGCCACCUCGCCCAGGAGAGGCAGGAACAGAAGGAUUUUAUACCUCUUUAUCAAGACUUUGAGAAUUUUUACACGAGAAACUUGUACAUGAGGGUUCGAGACAACUGGAACCGUCCCAUAUGCAGCUUGCCGGGACCCGUCUUUGACCUGAUGGAAAGAGUGUCUGACGACUACAACUGGACAUUCAGGUUCACCGGGAAGACGUUGCACAAUGUCAUCAACAUGGGCUCCUACAACUACCUGGGCUUCGCUGAGAACAAUGAGGAUUUCCUGAAGACUGUGGCUGACAAAACAGUCCAGUACGGAGCUGGAGUUUGCAGCACACGGCAGGAAAUAGGUAACCUGAGCAUCCACCAGGAGCUCGAGCAACUCGUGGCCAACUUCUUGGGAGUGGAGUCUUCGAUGACUUUCGGGAUGGGUUUCGCCACCAACUCGAUGAACAUUCCAGCUCUUGUUGGCAAGGGUUGUUUGAUACUGAGUGAUGAACUGAAUCACACAUCUCUCAUUUUGGGGGCCAGACUGUCAGGAGCGACCAUCCGGGUGUUCAAGCACAACAACAUGCACAGUCUGGAGAAGAUGCUAAAAGAGGCGGUUUGCUCCGGACAGCCCCGGACCCACAGGCCCUGGAAGAAGAUCCUCAUCAUGGUGGAAGGAAUCUAUAGCAUGGAGGGCUCGGUGGUGCGACUACCUGAAAUCGUCGCUCUGAAGAAGAAGUACAAAGCUUAUCUGUAUCUGGACGAGGCCCACAGUAUCGGAGCGGUGGGGCCGUCUGGGAGGGGCGUGACCGAGCUGUUUAAUAUGAACCCGGCGGACGUGGACGUGAUGAUGGGGACCUUCACAAAGAGCUUUGGGGCUGCUGGAGGCUAUAUCGCCGGGAAAAAGGAGCUGGUGGAUUAUUUGCGCAGUCAUUCUCACAGUGCAGUGUACGCUUCAGCCAUGUCCCCUCCUGUCACUGAGCAGAUCAUACGCGCCAUGAAGUGCAUUCUGGGAAAAGACGGCAGCACAGAGGGCAUUCGACGCGUCCGCCAACUGGCAGAGAACACCAGGUACUUCAGGGCCCGGCUGAAGGAGAUGGGCUUCAUCAUCUACGGCAACGACGACUCGCCUGUGGUCCCCGUCCUGCUCUACAUGCCGGGAAAAGUGGCGGCUUUUGCAAGAGAAAUGCUGCAAAGAAAAAUCGGUGUGGUCGUCGUCGGAUUUCCAGCCACUCCGUUAGCGGAGGCGCGAGCUCGCUUCUGCGUGUCUGCGGCGCACACCAGAGACAUGCUGAACCAGGUGCUGCACCAUAUGAACGAGGUGGGCGACAUGCUCUGCCUCAAAUUCUCACGGCGGAAAUACGCCCCUCAGCCCGACCUCUGUGACGACACAGACUUUGAGCUGGACAGCUGACGGAACCUUUGACGCCUUAACUUCCCGGUGUUAAAGCAAAGCGUUCGUGCCUCGACGGCCCCGUUAACACACACCACGAAGAAUGACACCCUGAUCUCACACCAGAGGAAGGGACAAAUGUGUUACGGCUGGUUUUCAUUCCCCUGGAAGACGUCAUGAUUCAACACACUUUUUAUAUAUCAGGGAAAACACAUGAUUCUUUCAAAUACUACUGAAUGUUUUUUUGUGCAUUUGUAAAAAUUAUUGCACAAGCAUUGAUAGAUUGUAAAAUUAUUUCUGUAAAGUGAGAUGAUUCACAUGUUCUGUCAUGAAGACAAUUCAAAUUUUGAGUUCAAAAGUUUAGUUUGAUGUUUCAAGCUAUUAUUUAUUUCCAUAUCUGGAUAUUAAAGUGGUCAUCAGAAAGUUUUUUGUAGCUUCUUAUAAAGGAAUAUUAGUCAACGCUCAUGCUUUAUUGUGUUGGUAAAGACUAUGCAUAUGUUGACAUAAGGGGAGCUAAAUGCAGCGUAUUAAAAGCAAUAGAACAUUUAUACUGUAGUUUUAAAUCAGCGCAACAGGUUUACUGUAGUUUACAUUAGUAACUUCUUACACCUGAUCAUAAUUAUUAUUUUCUAUGAGAAAGCACACAAUCAGCAUAAAGAUAAACUCUCCAAAAGAGUUUUUUUUUUUUUAAGAUUUCCCGAUUUGGUCGAACAGAUCAAGUAAAGGAAAGCACAGAUUUGUCAUUAAAGAAAUAUUCUCCAUUUAUCUCCCCCCCAAGUAAAUUAUAGGUUUCCUGUAAAUAAUAGAUCAUCCUGCAAUUACUUCUUUGACAUGCAGUUAAAUCUCAGCAACGUGCACGCUGAAUAAAAAAGGUGUCAUGG
Molecule: messenger RNA, 2594 nt
Organism: Salarias fasciatus (jewelled blenny)
Lineage: Eukaryota; Metazoa; Chordata; Actinopteri; Blenniiformes; Blenniidae
Gene: sptlc3
Product: serine palmitoyltransferase, long chain base subunit 3
Exons: 12
Coding region: 10-1734 (574 amino acids)
Biological process (GO): ceramide biosynthetic process; sphingosine biosynthetic process
Cellular component (GO): serine palmitoyltransferase complex
Molecular function (GO): pyridoxal phosphate binding; serine C-palmitoyltransferase activity
Source: RefSeq, a predicted model, not a curated record